This is a messenger RNA of Xiphias gladius (swordfish), 3044 nucleotides long. Its product is annotated as ubiquitin carboxyl-terminal hydrolase 22. The transcript has 15 exons. Bases 460 to 2145 code for a protein of 561 amino acids. Gene Ontology annotation, molecular function: zinc ion binding; cysteine-type deubiquitinase activity. Lineage: Eukaryota; Metazoa; Chordata; Actinopteri; Istiophoriformes; Xiphiidae. Gene Ontology annotation, biological process: protein deubiquitination. The record is from RefSeq and is a predicted model, not a curated record.
GCCGGGUCCCAAACCGAGCGCACCCAACGUGCUCCGAAGUCAACGUAGUGACGCAACCGCUUUUUGUUGGCAAAUCACGAUGUACGCUGGGCGGGUAUUGUGAAGCUGUAGUUGAAUGUUAGCAGGCUAACUAGAGAAAGAAAGCUAACUAAUCGUGAGAGUGGAAGUGGAGCUAACGUUAAAGGAAAAGGCAACUGUCAAAACAGCAAAGGGAACAGAAAUUUUAGUGAAGUGAUAUUUCUGCUAGAUGACUACAUGAACAGAUUUGUAGCUAGUUAAUCAAAGACGGUGUUUGUCAGAUGCCCGAGGAGCAUUUUGGAUACUACAUCGAUUGUCCCAUUUCCAAACGGAAACCAUUUCUGGACAGACAGUUCGUGCUAGCUAGCUAGCUAGCUAAGUGAACCAUCCAGGAGGCUUUUCAUUGUCACCUAAAAACCAAAACUGAAUGUUUUGACUGUCAUGAGUCCGGCCGGGUGCUCCCAUGUGAACGGUUAUAAGGUGGAUAAUUGGAAACAAAAUCUUCGAGUCAUAUACCAAUGCUUUGUUUGGAGUGGUACUGCUGAGACCAGGAGACGCAAGGUGCGUCAGAGUGAUGCAGGAUGGACAGAGCUGGCCAAGUCGUGUAUCUGUCACAUGUGUGGCGCCCACCUGAACCGACUCCACUCUUGUCUCUACUGUGUCUUUUUCGGCUGUUUUACGAAGAAACACAUCCACGAGCACGCAAAAAACAAGAGACACAAUCUAGCGAUAGACUUAUUAUACGGUGGAAUAUAUUGUUUUGUCUGUCAAGACUACAUAUACGACAAAGACAUGGAGCAGAUUGCCAAAGAGGAACAGAGGAAAGCCUGGAAAUUGCAAGGCAUAGGGGAGAAAUACACAACAUGGGAGCCGACCAAGAGGGAGCUAGAAUUAUUACGACACAAUCCAAAGCGGAGGAAAAUCACUACAAACUGUACCAUAGGUUUACGAGGGUUAAUAAACCUGGGCAACACAUGUUUCAUGAACUGUAUUGUUCAGGCCCUAACACACACACCACUGCUGCGAGACUUCUUUCUCUCCGACAGACACAAGUGCGAGAUGCAAUCAAACUCCUGUCUGGUGUGUGAGAUGUCGCAGCUCUUUCAGGAGAAGGCUGACUCACUGUUGCGCUCUUUUGUCAAGCCCAAAGAGGGAGGGAGAGAGGAGGGAAAAAUCCUGCCUGAAAGGAAUGCGCAGAACCACAUACAAAUGAAUGAGCAGAAUGCAUUCUACUCGGGCCACCGUUCGCCCCACAUUCCCUUCCGGCUGCUCCACCUGGUGUGGACUCACGCACGUCACCUCGCAGGAUACGAGCAGCAAGACGCCCACGAGUUCCUCAUCGCAGCACUAGACGUACUACACAGGCACUGCAAAGGGGACACCAUCAGGGAUGACAAUGGGAAGAAGGCCAACAAUCCAAACCACUGUAACUGCAUCAUUGACCAAAUCUUCACUGGUGGCCUGCAAUCAGAUGUUACCUGUCAAGUUUGCCAUGGUGUUUCCACGACGAUAGAUCCAUUCUGGGACAUCAGUCUGGACUUGCCUGGCUCAUCCACGCCUUUCUGGCCCCUCAGCCCAGGAGGGGAUGGCAGCACAGUCAAUGGAGAGAGCCACCUGUCAGGGUCCACCACACUCACAGACUGCCUACGCAGGUUUACGCGGCCUGAGCAUCUAGGAAGCAGUGCCAAAAUCAAGUGUGGCGGUUGCCAUAGUUACCAGGAAUCCACCAAACAGCUGACAAUGAAGAAGCUCCCCAUCGUAGCAUGUUUCCAUCUCAAACGGUUUGAGCACUCUGCUAAACUGCGGAGGAAGAUCCCUACAUACGUUUCCUUCCCUCUAGAGUUGGAUAUGACGCCUUUCAUGGCAUCUAGUAAAGAGAGCAGAAUGAACGGGCAGUAUCAACAGACGGUUGAUGUAUUAAACAACGACAAUAAGUAUUCCUUGUUUGCGGUGGUCAACCACCAAGGCACAUUAGAGAGUGGCCACUACACCAGCUUCAUCCGUCAGCACAAAGACCAAUGGUUCAAAUGUGAUGAUGCCAUAAUCACCAAGGCCAGCAUUAAGGAUGUACUCGAUAGUGAAGGGUAUCUCUUAUUCUACCAUAAACAGUUCCUUGAGUAUGAGUAGUCUUUGUGACCACUGACCAUGAAGAACCACUGCUUCUAAUGACAGAGCCAAGGGACUGGGGACAGGAAGAAACACAAACACACAAACCUACCUGAAACUCUUUGACUACCAGUCUGCUCCUCCAGCUCUGGAGGACAAAAAUAAAAAGACGUGUGAAAUCAUGCAACCUUUCAAAAGAAAAAAAAAAAAACAAGCACUGAGCUACUUCUUGGCAUCUACUUGACAAAACUGAAUGAAGAGGAGAGAAGGAGGAAGAGUUGGGCGUUGUCAGUUCGAGGCUUGGGCAGAGGGAAGAGGCCCCACACCCCUCACUCUCUCUCCCUUUCCCUUCCUGCUGCAGGGGCAGAGUCUGAGCAUGACUGACUGUCAUGUUGAUUGGGCACAUCUGGAUUUUUCUUACAGUAUUCUGACCCCCUCCACCCCCCAGCCCCCUCACACACACCCUCCAUUUCUCGCCCAUGGUGCUCUCGUUUCAACUGACCAAGCAUUUAACUCAGUCAUGAUGGAAGACAGGUUGUUGUUAUAUGCACUUGGGACUGAACGCAAAAAAAUACAAAAUAAAAUCAACGUAUCAUAAACUUUGCAAGAACAUUUUUAAAGGUAUGGUUAUGAUUCUUAUAAUUUGUGAAUUUAGUUAUGAAAUACUGUAUCAAUUUAGUAUACAUCUAUUUUUAAGAGCAAAAAAAAACAUGGGUGAGCUUAGAGACGCUGCCUUUGCCAGUUACUGGGGAAGUGCUGCCAUGGAAACUGAACAGAUUUGGACCUGAGUGUGCUCAUGUUCCAUUAUUUACUGUGUUGAUUGUUUUGUUUUUAAGUCUGGUUGAGGGCAGGGAAUAUCUAUUUUUUUUUUAACAACUCAUUGAUUUUUGAAUUAUUGUUUACUGUUCUUUUCAGUGUCU